CAGUUUUCCCAAUAAUUACCUAAAUUUCAAUUCAUCAUGGUGAAUUUAUAGCUGAACUGAUGUCGGUUUAUUUUUUCUCUUUCAGCUACUGAUCUUUUUCUAUUAGAAAUGAUGGAUAACAUAGACGAAGUAAUAGAUUUAAAACCAUCGAAAGAAGCUGAGGAAAAAGUCUUUCAUUGUACCACAUGUGGCUUUCAAACGCAAUAUAAAUCAAAUUUUCUCAGACACAAGAAAAUUAAUUUGCUACUGAAAGACCGACAGUUGUUUGCAUGUACACACUGUAAUAAGAGAUAUACAACAAAACUAGGCUUACAACGUCAUCUUGAUCAUAAUCAUAUUGAUUCCAGAAAUGCCGAUUGUACAUCUUCAACUGAUGAAGAAGUGAUAUUAGAUGCUUUAAAAAUCGAAAUUGAUGAUGUCGCUUCGCCUUUGGAUGACUCUAAAAAUUCUGAAUGUUUAGCUGUGACUAAUGAAAUAAAAUCAGAAGAUUUUAUAAAAACAGAACCCGAAGAUGUCGCUCCGAUUAUGAAGACAGACGUGCACGACGACUUUAAAAGUAGCGAAAAUGAAUCUGCCACUCGAAAUGUGAAGCAAGAAGAUUUUAUAAAAAUGGAACCUGACGAUGACGUCUGACGUUUGUGGAUAAAGAUACGCAUUUUUCGACGAAGAAAAUAUUCGUAACACUAAACAUU
This is a messenger RNA of Sitophilus oryzae (rice weevil), 692 nucleotides long. Its product is annotated as zinc finger and BTB domain-containing protein 41-like. The record is from RefSeq and is a predicted model, not a curated record. Bases 109 to 633 code for a protein of 174 amino acids. The transcript has 5 exons. Gene Ontology annotation, biological process: regulation of gene expression. Gene Ontology annotation, cellular component: nucleus. NCBI's taxonomy places the organism in Eukaryota, Metazoa, Arthropoda, Insecta, Coleoptera, Curculionidae.